Messenger RNA from Calliphora vicina (urban bluebottle blowfly), 2279 nucleotides. RefSeq names its product DGAT1/2-independent enzyme synthesizing storage lipids. The transcript is spliced from 4 exons. Gene Ontology annotation, molecular function: acyltransferase activity. The record is from RefSeq and is a predicted model, not a curated record. The coding region runs from base 599 to 1558 and encodes 319 amino acids. NCBI's taxonomy places the organism in Eukaryota, Metazoa, Arthropoda, Insecta, Diptera, Calliphoridae.
AAAUUUUAGAUUUCCUGACUUUGUACGCGAAUAUUUUAAAACUAUAAAUUAUAAACAAUUAAUAUAUUAUUAAAAUAAUGCAAAUUAAUAAAACAUAUAGCAAUAAAAACACUAACAUAAUCGAAAAUAAGAUUUUAAAUAUCUAGUGAAAGUUGUAUUGCAAAUGUUUUUCUAAUAGAAGUUGUAUAAAGAAUUAUAUAUCCACAUCCAUACGUAUUUAUAGAAAGAAAAGAAUACAUAUGCAUAGAUAAAAUAUGAAAAAACCAACAAAAUACACGAUAGAAAACAGCAAGAACAAAAACAAAACGAUAUAUUAAAAAAAGCUCCAAGAGAAAAAAUAUAUAAAUAAAAAACAACAAAAAUAGUUACAGAACAACGUAAAGAGUUGUGUUAAUAAAAAAAGCAAAGCAAGGAAAAAAAAUAAUCAACCCGGGUUUUAAAGCCACCUUAAUUAUUUACUUAUUAUGCAGCUUUUAGUUAAUAAGCCAAAAAAUAACAAAGAAAGUUAGUGAUUUUAAAUCGGCAUCAUCAUAAAAAUAGCUGUUUAAAGAAAAGUUAAAAAAUAAAAGAAACGCAAAAAAAGUAGCCCAAUUAAAAUAUGGAUUUUAUACAAAAUAUAACAAAAGGUCUGCAAGAAUUUUUGUCCACAUAUAUUGAUUUGGAUUAUUCUUUAUGGGUUUAUCGUUUGUUGACCCCGCUGAUUGCAACAUUCCUUUUGCCACUGGUUUUUGUGGCAUUAAUUUACAUAUCAUUUUUAAUCCUUUACAUCUAUAAAUUACACAGACAAGUCAUCUUGCGUUCAGUACGCACUGAUCGUGGUUUUUGGAAAGUGGGCCGUAAACUAGUGGCCGCCAUAUGGGAUGCCCAUGCUCGCAUUUAUCAUGGCUAUGAGGUGGUGGGUAUGGAAAACAUACCCUUGGAGGGACCUGCUCUAAUUGUUUACUAUCAUGGUGCCAUACCGGUAGACAUGUAUUAUUUAAAUUCUCGCAUGCUGCUGCAGAGGGAUCAAUUGAUUUACACUAUAGCAGAUCGUUUUCUCUUUAAACUACCCGGUUGGGGUACUUUAUCAGAGGCAUUUCACAUAAGUCCCGGCACUAUACAAUCGUGUGUAAAUAUUUUAAAAGAUGGCAAUAUUUUGGCCAUCUCGCCGGGUGGUGUUUAUGAAGCACAAUUUGGCGACAAUUACUAUGAGUUGUUGUGGCGUAAUCGUGUGGGUUUUGCCAAAGUUGCUCUGGAAGCAAAAGCACCCAUAAUACCAUGUUUUACACAAAAUCUGCGUGAGGGCUUCCGACAAGUGGGAAUAUUUCGUAGAUUUUUCCUAAAACUGUAUAAUGCUGUAAGGAUACCUGUUUAUCCCAUAUAUGGAGGAUUUCCGGUGAAAUUUCGUACCUAUUUGGGUACACCCAUUGAACAUGAUGCUUCUUUAACACCAGAAGAGUUGCAAAUCAAGGUUGCUCAAGCUUUAGAAGUGUUAAUAAAUAAACACCAACGUAUACCAGGCAGCAUAUUUCAUGGUUUAUUGGAUCGUUUUCGUCCCUUACGAAAUAAGAAAGAUUAAAAUUUGUUUAUUAAAUCAUUUAACUAUCUCUUUAGCUAUAAAAUCUCAGAACUGUGUUAAUUUAUCUUUUUACAUACAUAUAUCUUCUUUUUAUACUUUUUUCUAUGCUGCUUUACUGUUGUAAGUAAAAAAAAACUAGAAUUGUCUUUUUGUGCACGAGUAUUUUUAACUAAUAGGAUAUAAAUCUGACAAUUUUUUGUUUCCGCAUUCGAAUUAGUUAUAUAUAAGGCAGUGUGACAAAACAAACUGAAUUGGAGCCUUAUUAUUUCCAAUUCCUUUUUUUUUAAUUUCUUAAUUGUACUUAUAUAAAUGUGGUUGUAGUUCCGAACUCUGGGUUUAUUUUUUUAGUUUUUAAAGCUCUCAAUCGAAUUGUAUGUAUAUUAAGACCUUGUAUAUUAAUCCUUUUUAUUUUGUUGAAAACUCAAACCUAGUGUUAACUACACAAGUUAAUAAGAAGUGAUAAUAAUGGUGUUGAAACGUUUUCCAAAAGAUACACUUCUCAUGAAAUAUGAAGAUUAAAAUUUACAUUUGAAAUGUAAGAUCAAAUAAAUUAUCGUUUUAUGGUAAGAUUUAAAAAUAAGUUAUAAAAUAAUAAUGAAAUGUCAUAUUGUAUUUAUAGUUUUAAAAAAAAAAAAUAAAAAAAAUUAAUUAUGUAUUAAAUCAAAUUAUUGCUAAAUAUAAUUAAAAUAUAUAUAUUUAAAUACAAUUCAAAGUACAUAAA